GAGUCAUGGAAGGGCAGGGAGGCUCUCCCCAUCCAACCACCUGGCUUGGGCUUCCCUGCAGGCCUCCCUUCUUCCUUUCAUGGAAUUCAGCUAGUAUUGGAGGUAACCCAGCUGUACCAAGUGUCCACUGUGGGGGUACACAGACACACAGGUGUACAUGUGAUCCUGAAGCUCCACGCCAGACCUCAGAAAACUGGCCUCCCUGUGGAGAAAGCAGUGUCACAGAAAAGGACAGAUGCAAGCAAGGAGUAUCAGCCAGGAAAGGGAAGGAAGGAGUCAUGCAGGAGCAGAGGGGAGACCCCUGCUGCUGACAGUGGAACUGUGUGACAAACCUGAAGUGCUGCUUCCCUCUAGUGGUAGCCGGUUGCCCUGCAACUCGGACCAACCACGUGAUUUCUGGGAAUGGGAAGUCCCUGAAGGAAAACUGAAACUUAGGGUGGGGACUCUAGAAAGGGGUGGAGAGAUAAUACAGCGGCCUAGCUAAAAGCUCAGGUGCACUGAGCCCUGGAACAGCCCGGACAGCAGCUCAGGAUGGCAUCAGGCAGGGCUCGCUGCACCCGGAAGCUCCGAAGCUGGGUGGUGGAACAAGUGGAGAGUGGGCAGUUCCCAGGGGUGUGCUGGGAUGAUGAGCCAGCUAAGACCAUGUUCCGGAUUCCCUGGAAGCAUGCAGGCAAGCAGGACUUCCGGGAGGACCAGGAUGCCCUCUUCUUCAAGGCCUGGGCAGUAUUUAAGGGAAAGUACAAGGAGGGGGACACACGAGGCCCUGCUGUCUGGAAGACUCGUCUUCGCUGUGCCCUCAACAAGAGUCCAGAAUUUAAGGAGGUUCCUGAGAGAGGCCGUAUGGAUGUUGCUGAGCCCUACAAGGUAUAUCGGCUGCUGCCUCCAGGAACCCUGCCUGCCCAGCCAGGGACCCAGAAAUCAUCAAAGCGACACCGAAGUUCUGUGUCUCCACAGAGGGAGGAGGAGGAAGAGACCGUGAAGAGCUGCACACUCAGUCUAUCCUGCCUCCAGGACCCCUUCAGUAAUGAGGAGGCGAGAGCCGCUGGCAGAGCAGGCCACCUAGACAGUGGGAGCUGCAGCAGCAGCCCUGACCCACAGGAAGGUGCAGACAGCACUGAGGCUCAGGAGGAUCAGACGGAGCAUCUGCUCCCCCAGAACCCAGACUACUCGCUGCUGCUCACCUUCAUCUACAGUGGGCGUGUGGUGGACCAGCGCCAGGUGGACAGCCUGGACUGUCGCCUUGUGGCCGAGGCCUCCAGCUCUGAGAGCACCAUAACACAGGUGAUAUUUCCCAAGCCUGACCCAGGAGAGCCCAGCCAGCGCCUGCUGAGCCAGCUCGAAAAAGGCAUCCUGGUAGCCAGCAACUCCCGAGGCGUCUUUGUGCAGCGCCUUUGUCCCAUCCCCAUCUCCUGGAAUGCACCCCAGGCCCCACCUGGCCCGGGCCCACAUCUGCUGCCCAGCAACAAGUGCAUGGAGCUCUUCAAAACUGCCUGCUUCUGCAGAGACUUUGACAGGUACUCCCAAGGCCUGGGCCCCCCACCCAAGUCCCAGGUAACACUGCAUUUCUGGGAAGAGAGCCCUGGCCCCAGCCAUACUCUACAGAAUCCUAUCACGGUGCAAAUGGAGCAAGCCUUUGCCCGGCAUUUACUGAAGGAGACGCCAGAGGAGCAGAGAGCCCCUCUGUUCCUGAUGUAGAGCCGAGGAUCCACCUGCCACUUCCCCUCUAUUCCUCCUGUCUCCUUUGGAAAGGACUCCCUUCCAAAUUGUUACUGCUCUUUUUUUUUUUUUGGUACUGGGGAUUGAACUCGGGACCUUGCACUUUCGAGGCAGGCGGCGGAACCACUGAGCUAAAUUCCCAGCCCUCCCUUCCGAAUUGUUGCUCGGCCUUCCUUUGUGUUUACUCCAGUAUGAUCUGCCUCCGCGUUGUCCUGGAACUUCUAUGCACCCUGACUGGUGGAGAACACUUUAUCCUUUGACAGUAUUUUUUUUGAAACAUGCUCUCUUUUAUCCCUAAGGAACUGGGAACUUUCCAAGUAGUAUGAACUCAGGGGUCCUUUCCUUCUUCCCCAAGCCUCAACUCUAAAGCUAAGCACUUUAUAUUUUCUUCCUAGGUCUUCACUAAGGAUCUAAAAUAAAAUUUUAUUCAAAGGAGAA
Messenger RNA from Heterocephalus glaber (naked mole-rat), 2154 nucleotides. It is a transcript of the gene Irf9, whose product is annotated as interferon regulatory factor 9. Gene Ontology annotation, molecular function: protein binding; RNA polymerase II cis-regulatory region sequence-specific DNA binding; DNA-binding transcription factor activity, RNA polymerase II-specific. The record is from RefSeq and is a predicted model, not a curated record. Gene Ontology annotation, cellular component: nucleus. NCBI's taxonomy places the organism in Eukaryota, Metazoa, Chordata, Mammalia, Rodentia, Bathyergidae. Gene Ontology annotation, biological process: immune system process; regulation of transcription by RNA polymerase II.